GAUCCAUCACACUGGAUGACAACAUCGCUUGCUUUGUGCUCAUGAGUAUAACCGAAGUGAAUGUGAAUUUAAUGAGUACAAAGUCAGUCGAUCUACAGAAUAAGAACGUGAAACAUGAAAGCACAUUUCUCCCCAACCUUUCUUGUCUUACUCGGUCUACUGAGUUUGGGCCUGAGUGAAAGAAUAAAGGUUUCCGAGACGUUGGACAGACUCCUGGCAGACUAUGAUCCUAGAGUGAGGCCCAAUUAUCAAGUGGAGCCUUUGACAGUCAAUGUGAGCCUUUAUGUUCUGGAUAUGCCCAAAAUUUCGUCCAGGGACAAGGAGUACACCUUGAUGAUGUUCUUCCGACAAUUUUGGAAGGACGAACGAUUGGCCUACGCCGAUGGCUCCCUUCAAGAAAAUAUUGUGGCUAGCUCUGGAUACAGUGAAAAAAUCUGGGUGCCUGAUACCUUCUUUGUGAACGAGAGGAAAGCCACUUUUCAUCACAUCCCAAGUCCAAAUGAAUUCAUCAGAAUUGAGCCUGAUGGUAGGAUCCUCAGAAGUGUACGGAUCAGUGUGACCUUAACAUGCAAUAUGGACAUGAGUGGUUUUCCGUUCGAUUCUCAAACAUGUUCUAUGGAAAUGGAGAGUUAUGGAGCCCAAAUGAAGGACAUCAAAUACGAUUGGCAAGCCUUGGACAUUUCAUCGCAUAUCCAUUCCGAGGACUUUGCUAUUAUUGGUUUCAAGAAUGUGACUGAGGAAGCGCAUCUUUCCACGGGGAGUUAUUCUCGGCUGGUCAUGAAAAUUUUCUUUGAGAGGAAAUCUGGUUAUUACGUAACAGUCUUUAUGAUACCUGUGGCAAUGUUGACUAUCUUGGCAAUGAUGUCAAUGUGGAUGGAUCGGGAUAACAUCAUUGCACGGCUGGGCCUAAUUCUCGUGGGUAUCAUGGGAGUCAUGUGCAGCUCCACCAUCGUUCAAGUCCUUCAUCCAGCCUCCGAAACAAAAGCCAUCGAUGUUUACUUCGGUAUUUCAGUCACUAUGAUCUUCUUUGUGGCCCUAGAAGCCGUUAUUGUCACGAAAAAAGGGGGAAAGACUCAAUCUGGAAGCUAUAUUGAAAGCAUUGCUCGUUUAGCAAUGAUUACUGCCUUUGUGCUAUUUCAAGUAGUAAUCUUCAUAUACGCUAUGGUUUUGAAAAUGGGAUACCCUGAUGGUUCUGAAGACAUGGUCUUAUUUGUUCCAAAUAAAUAAAUCAAACUUACAAGGUGAAUUAAAGCGGAGUGUUUCAAGAGUAUUUGAGAUGUAAUUUCUUUACCUUUGUGAGCAAACCCGAGGAAUAUAUCAUAUUGCUAAAACAAGUGGAAAUUAUCUAAAA
Messenger RNA from Tigriopus californicus, 1351 nucleotides. RefSeq names its product gamma-aminobutyric acid receptor subunit beta-like. The transcript has 8 exons. Gene Ontology annotation, cellular component: membrane; synapse; neuron projection. Gene Ontology annotation, molecular function: neurotransmitter receptor activity; extracellular ligand-gated monoatomic ion channel activity; transmembrane signaling receptor activity. NCBI's taxonomy places the organism in Eukaryota, Metazoa, Arthropoda, Copepoda, Harpacticoida, Harpacticidae. Gene Ontology annotation, biological process: regulation of membrane potential; signal transduction; chloride transmembrane transport. The coding region runs from base 115 to 1227 and encodes 370 amino acids. The record is from RefSeq and is a predicted model, not a curated record.